CUGGAGUUCGCUGUCUCAGGUUUCCCUUAUGGCUGCUCCAUCCCCAGGGGCAGGCAGUGGUUUGUGGUCCCAGAUUGUCAACAGAAGACCCUCAGGCAGUCUUAGAAAUUGUACAGCCCCCUGGUCAGGCAAGCAUCACAUAGGUGAAAAGGCGGAGCUCUCGGGGAUGGCCCAACUAGGUGCAAUAGCGGCGCUAUCUGUUAGUUUUCUGGCUGCAACUCUCUUCUCUGCAGUACACAAAAUUGAAGAAGGACAUAUUGGUGUUUAUUAUAGAGGUGGCGCAUUGCUGACUUCCACCAGUGGACCUGGCUUCCACCUUAUGCUCCCCUUUAUAACCUCCUACAAAUCUGUGCAGACUACAUUGCAGACAGAUGAGGUGAAAAAUGUUCCUUGUGGUACCAGUGGGGGAGUGAUGAUUUAUUUUGACAGGAUUGAGGUGGUGAAUUUCCUGAUCCAAGGUGCUGUGUAUGACAUAGUGAAGAACUACACAGCAGACUAUGACAAAGCACUCAUCUUCAACAAGAUUCACCAUGAGCUGAACCAGUUCUGCAGCGUUCACACUCUUCAGGAGGUCUACAUUGAGCUGUUUGAUCAGAUUGAUGAAAACCUUAAGCUGGCUUUGCAGCAGGACCUGACCACCAUGGCUCCUGGACUCAUUAUACAGGCAGUGCGCGUCACGAAGCCAAACAUUCCAGAAACGAUUCGGAAGAAUUAUGAACUCAUGGAGAGCGAGAAGACAAAGCUGCUGAUCGCGGCUCAGAAGCAGAAGGUGGUGGAGAAGGAAGCAGAGACGGAGAGGAAGAAGGCCCUGAUUGAGGCAGAAAAAAUUGCCCAAGUGGCCGAAAUAACGUAUGGACAGAAGGUGAUGGAAAAGGAAACAGAGAAGAAAAUUUCAGAGAUUGAAGAUGGUGCAUUCCUUGCUAGGGAGAAGGCAAAAGCUGACGCUGAAUGCUACACUGCCAUGAAGAUAGCAGAGGCUAACAAGAGUCUCCCUGCUGUACAGCCUCGACUUGUGGCUGUCAGUAAAACUAAACCUGUAGACAUGGUUAUAGAGGCCUACAAUCAAGGGCAACGCAGUUUUGGAGAAAAUUACGUUCAAGAGUUACUAGAAAAGGCAUCAGACUCCAAAAUUCUGUCUUUGUGUCCAGAAAUUAAAUGGCAUUUUAUAGGCCAUCUGCAGAGGAAUAAUGUCAACAAACUGAUUGCUGUCCCCAAUCUGUUUAUGGUGGAAACAGUGGAUUCUGUGAAACUGGCAGACAAAGUGAACAGCUCGUGGCAGAAAAAAGGGUCAUCGCAGAGGUUAAAAAUCAUGGUGCAAGUUAAGACAAGUGGAGAAGAAAGUAAGCAUGGUCUCCCACCUGGAGAAAUAGUGGGAACAGUGGAGCACGUAAUCAAGGAGUGUCCAAGCCUGGAGUUUGUGGGCCUGAUGACAAUUGGCAGCUUUGGACAUGACCUCAGUAAGGGACCAAAUCCUGACUUCCAGGUGUUGAUAUCCUUGCGACAGGAUGUAUGCGAAAAGCUAAAUAUCCCCAUUGAGAAAGUUGAGCUGAGUAUGGGCAUGUCCACAGACUAUCAGCAUGCAAUUGAGGUUGGAUCCACAAACGUCCGGAUUGGAAACAUUAUUUUUGGAGAGCGGGACUACUCCAACAAACCAGCCAACGCCAGUGACGCUAAAAGCAACGUGGAGACCUUGGCUGUGCAGGAGCACUAAAUGGAAAGAGGAAAGAUGCUCUAAACUACAGGACACCAGAGAGACUUAACUAUGCACUUUCACCUCCUUCCGUAGUGACAGCUUGUCAUGCUAGCGAGGGGAAAUACCUGGUAAUAGACCAGAGAUCUCAAAACCUAUAACGAUUAUUGUAUGUGAGUAGAAACUGGAUAUUAUUUUUUUAACCCACAAACAAGAAAACUUGUGAUUGGAAAUGACUUCAGUGUCUUAGCUACUUUUAAGAACAAUCACUCUUGGAUAACUAUAUUGGCUAAACCGAUUUAAGCACUAGAAUUGAGUUAUUAAUGAGCAAGAGGCAUCUCCAGCAGUCUGAUUAUAUUUUUAAUAUGAGGCGUGGUUUACCUGACGGAGAACUAACUUCUGAUUAGCCAGUUUUAAUGUUGUCAGAGGCAUCUCUAAAUACCCACUCAUCUCGAGUGAGAAGGUACAUGGCUCAAUAGCUACCAUAUGCCUAGGUAGAAGCUACUUUGUAGAGACACAUUGAUAACACUUAACAGUAUUGACACUGAAGAGAAUAUUCACUCAUCUGUUUGUUGUUAGAACAGACAUAACACAGUUGCUAGUGCAAGUCAAUGGCAUGCUGCUUUUGUCACAUAAAUUGGAAGGUGCGAGUGUGCUGGCUUGGCUGACCAGAGAGUGGAUUUGUCCUCUCCAGACUGGCAUUGCUAACUCUUACCACUGAUGACACAUCUCCUCCUGUCUUUGUAGGCGGCUUUUAAGCCUUUAAUCUUUUCCCCUUGUAAAGUGUUGAGAGUUAUUUACAUGCUACCCGAUAAGUCCAGUUGCAGUGUGCUCUACUGGCUAGAGCAGGGAACUGUGUGUCUCAGACUCCUGGCUCUGCCAUUGGCUUGCUAUGUGAUCUUAGGCAAGCCACUUAACCACUGUGCCUCAGUUUCCCCAUCUGUAAAAUGGGGAUGAUAAUACUGACCUACCUCACAUGGAGGAUUGUGAGGCUUGCUUGUUUGUAAUGUGUUUGAACCCCUUGGAGGAAAGGUGCUGCUGAAAUGCAAAGUAUUAUUACCCCAUUACUUCCAGAUGUACAUGAAAUCAGUUGUAUUGCCACUGCGCAGAAGCUGUAAUAUAGUUCCCAAAUCUUUAAAUUCACUUCUUCAUUGGCUCUGACCUCUGCUCUUUCUAAAAGCGAGAAGGAGGAAGCUGUUCCAUCACGGUAGCUGUUUCAUCCAGGCUCGCAGCACAUAGUUUCACUGACAGUGUUUACAGCAGAUCAGUUUUGUAACUCGCAUUUUGACAGUCGGCUUCAGGGUCUUGUCUGUUGCAAGAAUGAGGAGACCUUAGUCAUCAGUAGCAGUUCCUGCUUUUCAUGGCAAAAGGCUUCUCUCUGUGUGCGUGUGUUUGGUUAAAUCAGCCGUGGGUUUUAUCUUCUAAAUGUAACUGAAAAGAACACACUCUUGAAUCAGCCUGUCAUGUUACAUAGCUUCAACACUGCAUGCAGUCUGAAUGGCCCUCGUCAGAGCUGCAAAGGGUGGUGUUUGACAUAGUAUGUUAAUAAAACAGUUGUGAAUUUGAAUACCAUCUGUGCCAAUGACAAAGCUAUUAAAGAUGUUAUUUUUAUGUU
This is a messenger RNA of Chelonoidis abingdonii (Abingdon island giant tortoise), 3305 nucleotides long. The record is from RefSeq and is a predicted model, not a curated record. NCBI's taxonomy places the organism in Eukaryota, Metazoa, Chordata, Testudines, Testudinidae.